AUGAAGAUUGACGUCGAUGGUCUAACAGUAUACUUUCCCUACGAUUUCAUAUACCCCGAACAGUAUGAGUACAUGGUGGAAUUCAAACGUGCAUUAGAUGCGCGAGGGCAUGCUGUACUGGAAAUGCCUUCAGGCACAGGGAAGACUAUCACUAUCAUGUCCCUGGCGAUAGCAUAUCAGAAAGCCAACUCCUCGUUGG
Messenger RNA from Sphaeroforma arctica JP610, 199 nucleotides. RefSeq lists its product as hypothetical. Lineage: Eukaryota; Ichthyosporea; Ichthyophonida. The annotation marks the transcript as partial. Gene Ontology annotation, molecular function: DNA helicase activity; ATP binding; damaged DNA binding. Gene Ontology annotation, cellular component: nucleus. Gene Ontology annotation, biological process: nucleotide-excision repair; transcription by RNA polymerase II; positive regulation of mitotic recombination. The record is from RefSeq and is a predicted model, not a curated record. The transcript has a single exon.